UCUUGGUUCCAACAUGCUAGAAAUUCUAGAGCCAGCAUCCAUAAAAGUGAAGGCCAUGUUGAAUGUAGAGGUAAUUGGCAACAAGAAAAGGAAGAGAUGUGGGAGAAUUUUCAGGUUCAAGAACUUUGGUGAGCCAGGGUACCCUGUUAUGUUUACAGGGCCAUCAUUUCGUGAGAAUGUGAGUGCAUUACUUGAAUUUGCGAAUUUGGAGAGUAGUUUAAGCAUGGGAGUGUCCAUAUGGUCAUUUCAACUUGAAGUUCAUCACCACCCACCUUUGCAUAUCUUCUUGUUUGUGAUUGAAGAGCCAAUUGAAGCAGCUCUGAAUCGUCACUGCAAGCAUUGUCAAUACGUUGGCUGGGGUAACCAUUUCAUAUGCAAUAAGAAGUAUCAUUUCUUGUUACCCUCAAAGGAGGCACUGGCUACCUGCAAAAGCUGUGAAGGGUGUUGUGAUGCUGCAAUUGCUACAUUAAUGAAUAAUGGUAAGUCCCAAUUAAUAGAAUUACAGGGCCAUAUGAUGCAUGGUGUUUUUCACUCUAACGGAUUCGGGCAUUUGGUAUGUGUGAAUGGAUUGGAAACGGGUUCAAAUUUGGCUGGAAAUCAGAUCAUGGAGUUUUGGAAUCGCUUGUGCAACGGAUUACAAGCAAGGUUAGUCAUCCUGCAACUUUAUGAAGAAAAAAAGAACUUAAAAGAAAGACUAAUUGAUAAAUUUGUACUUUCAUGUGAUAGGAAAGUGAGUUUGAAUGACACUUCACAGAAAAGAGGCAUGGAACUAAGACUUGUCAAUGGAGUAGCUCAUAGCGCGCCAUGGUUCGGUCGUUGGGGCUAUAAAUUCGGUCGAGGAAGCUUCGGUGUAACUCAAUCCAUGUACCACAAAGCCAUAGAAGCAAUCAGAAGCUUGCCACUAUACUUACUCACACACCACAUUGGCAAUUCCAACCAUGAAAUCCCAAUCAUCUUCUCAAGGUAUCAAACACUUUCAGACCAGUCUCUAGUGACCCUCGGUGACCUAUUUUAUUACAUGUUAGAGCUCAAGUCACGCCUUCCCCGCGAAACCAGCAUCGGUGCGUCCUCUAACGCCAUGGCUGAGACCAAUUGUCGCUGGUCCCCUAAAAGGAUUGAGAUGGCAACAAGGGUCAUUGUUGAGGCCUUGAAAAGGACAGAAUUCAGGUGGAUCUCAAGGCAGCAAGUUAGAGACGCUGCUCGCGCCUACAUCGGUGACACCGGUUUGUUGGAUUUCGUUUUGAAGUCACUAGGGAACCAUGUCGUUGGAAACUACCUCGUUCGCCGAAGCUUGAAUCCCGUGACCAAGGUCUUGGAAUAUUGCUUAGAAGACAUCUCCAAUGUGUACCCUUGUAAGAAAGUGAAGGAAAACAAGUACAAGAUCACAAGGGCUCAACUUAUCAAAGACAUUCAUUAUUUGUACAAGUACAUUCUCAUAGACCCAAAACCAGUGAUAGGGUCAGAGUUUCUCUCAGGUAUAACAUUGGCUUCUAGGAUAAUCCUUGACACCAAGUAUUUCAUCAGAGAUUACUCUGGAGAGGUUCCUUUGGAGGUUCAAUUAGGCUCAGAAGGGAAACUUAGCCUUAAUUGCACAAUUUUGUUGAGGAACAAUGCAGGUCCUGAUGAGUAUUUUAACAAGGCUAGAAUCACUUAUGUGAAUGCAGUUGCGUUAAAUGCAGGUCCCGAUGAGUACUUGCCGCCUUAUGAGUGUAUCCAAUUGAAAAGCAGUGCUACAGUGAAUGACUUGAAGGUGGAAGUUGAAAGGAAUUUCAGGGAAAUCUAUUGGGGGUUAAGGAGUUUUGUGGUUGAAUCAAGUGGGAAUUUGAAUGCUAAUGGGACAGAAAUGGUUUUUGGGCUAAUUGAAGUGGGUGGGAAAGUUGUGCUUGAAGGUUGGUGUGGUGACAUGAUGGGAAUGAACAUGAUUGAGCAAAUGUGUGAAAAUGAUCCAAACAUUGGCAUUGUGGAUUGCAGUUGUGGAACUAAAGAGGAUGAUGGUGAGAGAAUGGUGUCUUGUGAUAUCUGUGAAAUUAGGCAGCAUACUAGGUGUGUUGGCAUUCCGAAUGAUGAACAAGUUCCUCACAUUUUUCUCUGCAAGAGGUGCGAGCAAGAAAUUGUUCUGUUCCCUUCAUUGCCAUAGCUAUACAUUGAUUAAGAUUUGAUGUUUAGUUAUUCUCUUUGUUCUUCUAUGAGUCAACAUUAUUCUUUCCAAGUUUUCUGGUCUAGUUUGUUGUGCUGGUUGCUUUCAAAAAUGUCUUGAGGCUGCGCACACUGAAU
Messenger RNA from Lotus japonicus, 2274 nucleotides. Its product is annotated as PHD finger protein MALE STERILITY 1. The record is from RefSeq and is a predicted model, not a curated record. The transcript is spliced from 2 exons. NCBI's taxonomy places the organism in Eukaryota, Viridiplantae, Streptophyta, Magnoliopsida, Fabales, Fabaceae. Bases 14 to 2137 code for a protein of 707 amino acids.